GAGAGAGAGAGAGAGAGAGAGAGAGAGACUUGCACCCGGUCAGGCUGAGUGAACAGGGGAGUUGUCCCGGGUCUCCCGCGCGCAUGGAGGGAGACGUAAUGGACAAGCUGGAUAGCAUGUCUGRGGUGUGUGACUUCGAUCCCAUUGCGGGGAAAAUCCCGGCAACCAAAGUGGAGAUCACAGUGUCAUGCAGGGAUCUAUUAGACAGAGACACAUUCUCCAAAUCUGAUCCAUAGACCAAACAGUGGCGAGAGUUUGGGAGAACGGAGGUGAUUGACAACACUCUGGAUCCAGACUUUGUCAGGAAGUACAUCUUGGACUACUUCUUUGAAGAGAAGCAGAAUCUACGCUUUGACGUAUAUGACAUUGAUUCCAAGAGUCCAGAUCUGGCAAAGCAUCCCUCCGACAUUGACGACUUCUUGGGGCAGGUGUUCUGUACCUUGGGAGAGAUCGUAGGAUCACCUGCCAGUCGACUGGAGAAACCUCUGGGAAGUCACCCCCCCUUGCCGCCGAGCCAACCAACCCCAGACGACCGCUGGGACCUCUCCGCUCCUGACAUCUGUGCUCUGGCAGGUGGGGCAGGUGGGGGAGGGGAGAGGCAGGUGGGGGCAGGGGAAGGCAGUGGUGGGCAUGUGGAGGCAGGUGGGGGCAGGUGGAAGCGAGGGAAGGCAGGUGGAGGAGUUGGAGGCGUGGAGGAGGAGAAGCAGGUGGAGGCAUGUGGAGGCCAGGAAAGGCAGGUGGAAGGAGGGGAAGGAG
This is a messenger RNA of Salvelinus sp. IW2-2015, 756 nucleotides long. Lineage: Eukaryota; Metazoa; Chordata; Actinopteri; Salmoniformes; Salmonidae. The record is from RefSeq and is a predicted model, not a curated record.